Molecule: messenger RNA, 1091 nt
Organism: Neopsephotus bourkii (Bourke's parrot)
Lineage: Eukaryota; Metazoa; Chordata; Aves; Psittaciformes; Psittacidae
Product: dysbindin domain-containing protein 1-like
Exons: 4
Coding region: 385-858 (157 amino acids)
Biological process (GO): negative regulation of protein kinase activity
Cellular component (GO): cytoplasm
Source: RefSeq, a predicted model, not a curated record
GCACUCCGCUUUAGCAACGGCGGUGGGGCCUACUCCAGGCCUGGCCAGCGGGGUCUCCGCGGUGACUGGACCCGGCACCCCUCCGCCCCCCUAGGCUCAGUGCUGCGCUGCGGCCCCCCGCACCCGCCGCUGGGGCCUCCGCCGCACCCCUGCACCUCCGGUCUCCGUGUGCGUGUCCUGGGUGUCCUCCGCACCCCCGAUCCCUUCCGUGUCUCCCCCUUCGCCUCGUGUCCGCCCCUCCCGGUGUCCCUGGUCCCGGGUGGGUCUGUCCUCGCCCCUCACCCCCUCAACCCCCGCACCGCCCCCGGCACCGCCCCCGCUGUGGCGGGCAGAACCGUGAGGGCUGCGGGAUAGCACCAGGUUCGACCCGCUUAGCACCGGCCUAUGGCGGCUCCGGGAGUGACCGGCACCGCAGAUCUUGGCAAGGAGAUGCUGGUCCCUGCGUGCCCAGCGGGUACCCCCACCCAUGGGCCAACCCAGCAGCCCCCCGGAGCCCCUGUUGAGCAGCAGGGUGGCAUCCCCAUCCCCGGCCUGCUGCAGGUCACCGAGUGCAGACAGCCGCUGAGCAGCGUCUCCUCGUUGGAGGUGCACGUCGACCUACUGGACCUGACUGAGCUGACCGACAUGUCGGACCAGGAGCUGGCCGAGGUCUUCGUCGACUCCGACGAGGAGAACACGGCCAGGGAAGCGCCCGGUGGGUUGCAACCGCAGGCGGCGCCGCGGGCCGGGUACCUGCGCUCGCCCUCCUGGACCCGAGCGCGGGAGCAGGGCCGGGAAAAGAAGCAUCUCAGCGACCAGGAGCUGCUUCCGGGACCUCCAAAUGCCUUUCUGCCCACUGACCGGCCGCGGGAUCCCUAAGGGCGGACCCGGCGGUACCGGUCACUUCUUUCCGGCACCGCUGGAGCCUGCCCUGAGGACUGGCACCGCGGGUCGGCCGCUGUGGGAAGCAACUCGCAGCUCCGCUGAGGGAGCCGGUGGACCAGAGUCCGCACACCCCACCCCCGGAGCUGCCCGCAGCCUAGCACGGCCGGUGUCUGCCCGGUUCUCAUGUAGCAGUGCUGUGUUCAAGUAAAACCGAGCGACCUACCACC